This is a messenger RNA of Pelecanus crispus (Dalmatian pelican), 790 nucleotides long. NCBI's taxonomy places the organism in Eukaryota, Metazoa, Chordata, Aves, Pelecaniformes, Pelecanidae. The record is from RefSeq and is a predicted model, not a curated record.
UUGCUGCUUCUUUUUCAGGGUAAAUUCACGCUCCUGCGAGACACCAGAACAGAUGGCAGCUUCCUGGUGCACCAUUUCCUCUCCUUCUACCUCAGAGCUGGCUGUAAGGUUUGCUUUGUGGCCCUACUCCAGUCCUUCAGUCACUAUAACAUCGUAGCACAGAAGCUGGGAGUCAGUCUGACAGCUGCCAAAGAACGGGGACAGCUUGUCUUCUUGGAAGGCCUCAAGUCCUGCCUUGACCUCUUGUUUGGCGAGGAGGAGGAGCAGUCAGGACAGCCCAGUCCUCUCCAGUUUAUAAGUGAGAGUGCUUCCAACCUCAAAGCCUUGUUUGACUUUGUCCGGACAUCCCUGACUCCCGCCGGCAGCGACUCCUGGAAGGGCCCUGUGCUGCUAGUGGACGACCUCAGCGUCCUGCUCAGCCUGGGUGCCACGCCGGUGGCCGUGCUGGACUUCAUCCACUACUGCAGAGUCGCGGUGUGCUCCCAGCUGAAGGGAAACAUCGUGGUGCUGGUUCACAGCAACGAGGAUUCAGACGACGAGGAAAAUGAACUGGUUGUGAACUCCCUGUGUCAUCACAGCGACCUGAUUCUGUGGGUAGAGGGGCUGGCGACCGGCUUCUGCAAGGAUGUUCACGGGCAGAUUAAAAUAAUUAGGAGAGUGUCCUUGGAGCUGACGGCGGAGCAAGAUGUCAUCCAGAUCUACCAGUAUAAGAUCCAGGACAAGAACGUCACCUUUUUCGCUCGAGGGCUGUCAGCUGCGGUCCUGUGACGCUGCGGUACCGCGCAGCGCC